Messenger RNA from Mercenaria mercenaria, 3008 nucleotides. Its product is annotated as complement C1q-like protein 4. The record is from RefSeq and is a predicted model, not a curated record. The annotation marks the transcript as partial. Gene Ontology annotation, molecular function: protein binding. The transcript has a single exon. NCBI's taxonomy places the organism in Eukaryota, Metazoa, Mollusca, Bivalvia, Venerida, Veneridae.
AUAACAGAAAAACUGGUUAACCUUCAAAAUGAAAAUGCAAGACUCUCGGAAAGGAUAAUGACACUUGAAAAAGAUGGGGAAAGGCAAUCGAGCGUUUCAGCCCAUGUAAGACUAUCUAAGACAACACCCAUUAGUGGCACUGAAAGAGUCAUGUAUGAUUUGGAAAUAUCAAAUAUUGGUGGAGCAUACGAUUUCCAAAAUGGGCAGUUUAUCGCUCCUGUUGCCGGUGUCUACAUGUUUCGUGUGACCUUGUGUCUGUUCGCGAAUAAACAAUGGAUGGAUCUUAACAUUGUUAAGAAUGAUCACGUGAUUGGCAGGGUGUUUUCUGUGGACAACCAGUACCAUACCUGUGGUUCGGAAGCUUUGAGUAUUCAUUUUGACGCAGGUGAUAAGAUAUGGGUACAACGAGCAGCCGGGACGUCUUUAAGUUUAAACCAAGACCAUGGAUGGAAUUCGUUCACAGCUAUUCUCAUACAUGCUGACUAAAUUAAUAUACAAAAGCACUGACCUAAAACCGAUAUUAUAAGUUCCAUGUAAAAUACUGACGUAACUGGUUUGUUAAUUUAUCCGCAGCUGUUUUAAAUGACGCGUUGGGCGAAAAGACGCCAGAUAGGUAUAAAAUAUAAAAAAUUUCCAAAAAAAAAUUUAAAAAAAUAAAAAUAGAUAAAUAAAUAAAAUAAAGUAAUAAUAAAAAUAAUAAUUAUGAUAAUAUUUUACGAUUAAGAAAAAUGUAUAACUUUACUACUUUUUUUAUCCUUAAAUGGCGAAUAAUUAAGUUACAAUAUCAUUGGUUUAAGCUGCGUUACGUUAUUCAUGACGUAUCAGUUAUGUUCACGCUACGACAGGCGUUUGGAAUGCAUUUACGCUUUUAAUACUGUAUUGUUGAUUUCCAAUUGAUUUAUUAAUUAUAAAAUGUGCAAGUGUGGUAAUAAUACUUGCCUAGUGAAACAAACGCGGGUAAUUGUGAUAUACACAAGCGAUUCAGCACAGAUCUCGAACGAUUUGGCAUAACUUGACCCCGAAAUCAAAUUAAACUUAAUUCAGUUUGAGUAUUUUAUUAUACUGAACAGACAAUUGGCCAGUUUUUCAACUAUUAAGUAAUGACUUAAGCUCUGACUUAAGCCGUGUCAGGUAUAUUUACAACGAUUUUGUCAGCACGUGAAUAACGGGGCUCGACAAAAGUUAAACCUUCAAUUGGAUUUUUUCUACUUUGAGCGGUGUCAGCAAUGGCUUAUCUUUCUAUUGUUAUUUUAAACCUGGGGCAAAGGUGGUUUAAGAAAAGAUGCAGGCGGAAUAUUUAGACAUGGAAUUAAAUUUCCAGUAUGAAGUUAAAGCAGAAAUUUUGAGGAGGUCGGGAAUGAUACGGGACUGAGCAAACCCUUUCGUUAUGUACGACGAUUUGGACUUUUGGACAGAUUUUUUUCUCAGUGAAGCUAGUAUUAUAUAUGUUUUACUUUAUAUAGAAGAAAAACUUAAACCAACGGCGACGGCGACGCCGACGCUGGGGCGAGUGCAAAAGCUCUAUUUUUUAUUCGAAAAGUCGAGCAAAAAAUGUAACACAUUCAACUCUUCCAUUUAAACUUUACUAAAUUCGCUACGUUUGUACACGUUUCAAAGUAUACGUGCAAGCAUAAAUAUAUAAGUGCAUGUAAUUAAUUAUAAAUACAUGUAACGAACAAAUAUGUAGGUGAACAUAUAUAUAUAAGUCCAUGGAUACGCACGUCUGUAUAUAUACGUCUCCUUUCAAUGACUUGUGGAUUUUGAAAUUCAUGCAUUUACAAGUGUAAUUUGAAUACCUAUACUAUUGAUUUAAAUUUACAAAUGCAUUCCUAAUUACAAGUGCAUAUUACACGUGUUUUGUACAUGAAAGGUGGAACAUUUAGGAAUAAUGAAAACAGUAAGACAAUGAGCAAACAUAGGAAUGCUUGUAGUCUUACCUUGAAAUAAAUUCACCUUUUUUCCCAGCAAUUUUUUUUUUCAUUCAUUAGACGGGCGCUCGUGCUUUUGUGUUUUAAUGUGUCUUUGUAUUUUCUAUGAGAAGUAGUAAAUCACCAAAGUAACACGUUUUAUCUAUGAAAAAAUACAGCGAAACGGUCCGAUGACUGUAUCUACAUCUUCAUAGUGUGUGACCAAGGCUUAACUAAUACAUCGCAAAAAUACCCGCCGAGUAUUAGUAAAAAUCCGUUAGAAAACAAGGUUGAGCGAUGGCCUAACUAAUACUGGUUUGAGCCUUUCUUAGUGCUAGAGUUGAAAAACUGGCCAAAUGUAUCACUUUCAUGUCACUGAAAAGUAUAACUACAACAGAAAAUAUCAACAGAGAGAUGGAAAAAUAAUUGUGGAUCCGUAUUAUCCGCAUACAUUAACACAACGGAAAAAAAAAUAAGACUCCCUUGUCCACUAGUUAUGUAAUCUUUUACCCUGUGCAGGUAUAGUUGCCUUAUGUAUUUUUUCUGUAGUGAAAUGUUUGGAAAUGACAAAUAUAUUGGUAGUUUUACUUUCGUUGGUAACAAAGGUUCUAGCGUAGUAGAUUAAAUAAGCUAACAAGCUAACUAUACCCCUGCAAAGUUAAGCGACUUUUCACCCACUUAAUAAAACCUUCAAGGUUGAGCGACUUUCUAUACAUUAAGCAUAUAAACCAGGUCGAUCUAUACCGUGUAAUAUAACGUCAUACAUUAACUUCAAGGACAUUAAAAAUAUUUAAAAAAGGAAAAUUACAACAAGAAACUGUGUUUGUUUGUGACAUUUUCGUGAAUAUCCACUAUGUAACUAUGAUUCUCAAUGGAUUUCUAGCCAUACUGUUAUAAAUGAACUGCGAAUACGGUUACCUCUGAAGAUCAGUUACACUGGGAAGACAGAAACACGGAUGUUAUAUAGAACCUGUUUCUCAACAGAAGUUCUUUCAAACUACUGUACAAUGUACUAACUUCAGGAAAUAUUUCUAGAUCUGUUUUGUGGUAUUUGUCAAGGUUUCAUAUCAAAUGAUAAAUAUGGAUAACUUUCUCAUCCUG